This is a messenger RNA of Acanthaster planci (crown-of-thorns starfish), 9105 nucleotides long. RefSeq names its product cytoplasmic protein NCK2-like. Gene Ontology annotation, cellular component: cytoplasm. Lineage: Eukaryota; Metazoa; Echinodermata; Asteroidea; Valvatida; Acanthasteridae. Gene Ontology annotation, molecular function: signaling adaptor activity; receptor tyrosine kinase binding. The record is from RefSeq and is a predicted model, not a curated record. Gene Ontology annotation, biological process: ephrin receptor signaling pathway; cell migration.
UGGUUUUAUUUCUACCAUACAAAAAUAUAAUUCUAUAGGCCCUAGGCCUAGCUGAAGGCCUAACGUUAGGCAUUAGGCCUUCUGGUAAUUAGCUGGAGGCUUACUUUUGGCAGUAGACAUGACAGAUGUGUUCAGCACAAUUUUGAAUCACGCACUAAUUUAUUACAUGUGUAUAGUCCGUCUUUAGUUGAUGUGCAUUUGAAUGUAAAAUGCAUUCAUAGGAUAAUCAACUCAGGAGGGAGCAGUCGUUGGUCGUCAGGUAGUCACAGUGAUACCAUAAGGCCUACAUAAAUUUGAGCAAGAUUCAAGAUUGCACUUAACAGAUAUAUUUCACUGGUUCACAGUCCUGAUUGGAUUGUGUACCAGCACAGUAACUGAAAUGCCCAGAUGAGUGUUUUCAUACUUACAUGUAGUACUACAACUACAUACUUUGACUAGUCCAAUGCAUACCUUAGCAUUGUGAAUUCAGAUUCCACGAGGCGGAACUUGGACCUUACAUACUGCAGUUUUAAACUUUCCCCCUUAAGAAAUCUUCCAGAGCUACAAGUCAUUAAAAGAAAUAUCCUGCAAUGCAUUGUAAGACUCAAUUUGAAAAAAUAAAGGGAUUACGUUUAGACUUUUUGAGGUGGUAAAAAAUUUAAAAUGCCCACAAUGGUCAGGCACAGAAGUCAAGUCUCUAAGUUGGCAGUACCACACUGCAAUCCCUAGACUACAUGCACAUGCUCCUUCAGUUUCUGCCUGUUCGGACAUGUUAGAGGGGGAAUUGUAUUAUAAUUAUUGCAUCUGCUCCAUGGCAGUAUUUGAAGAAAAAAAAAUAAGGAUUAACCGAAUUCCAUCAAAUAUACACUUCAUUUACUUUUACCCUGGUAUACCUGCCAAUCAGCCACUGAUAACAGUAGUAAAAUUUUUGUGCAAAGUUAUCAUGUUCAGUAUAAAAUUACAUGAACCACACGGACAUACUGUAUAUGUAUGUAGGGCCUUUGUAGGCUACAUGAAUCUCAAGAACACCAACACAGCAGACCCAGAGACCCCAUUAAUAGUUGGCUUUACCUUGGAGCUAGACAUGGUCUGUUUUAUUGCCAAAUAUCAGGAAUGGAACAUUUAUGACAUCAGGCAUUCAUUGUUACCAGGGAAAGUCACAAUUUCCUAUCAUUAGCUUUCUUCUUUAUUAUCAUACUUAAGUAACUCUUACGUGAUUGAAAAUGGAAAAUUGAAUCAAUCACAGUGGUGAUACUUUGAACAUAAGCAGAAAUGUGCAUGCACCAACAAUGUACAUGUUCCUUGGCCUACAUGUAUGUCCCUUUACUUGACAAUUUCUUACCCAGUGUGCUCAACGCAGAACUUUACAGAUUCUGAAAAUAUAACCAAUCCCUCACCGCUGAACCUUGUCAUGUGGAACAUGAGCAGUAAAAGGUCAAGAAUCCCGUCUACGAAAGCUCACAGCAGAGCAGCCUCUCAUUGCUGUCCAUUCAUAUCAUAAAAAGAACAAAUGGUUUGAGCCAAACUCAAGCAUUCCUACGUCUCUACCAACUUCUAGUCCAAGAACUACUGGUUGCCUUAACACUAGUUCAGUUAAAACUUUCAAUUUGGUAACCAAGAAAUAGCCAAACAUGCCAUUAUUUCAAUAUGGUCCAAAACUCCAAAUUGUCUUUGAUCAUAUUUCCUUUCAUAGGCAAGUUUGUUAGGUGUAUAUGAGAACACGCCCUUAGAUAUAUGUCAUCAUACAUGUGGCUCCAUCCUGUGGCAUACUACAUGUGUACAUGAUGUUGAGAAGCAUUUUGGUAUUUGUUGAUGGCUUGAUACCAUGCUGCUAAGGAUACAGUAAUGGGUUUAUUGAUGAGUACAUCCCUGACUCUGCUCUUUCCAACCCUUUGCAUUUCCUCAUUGGUGGUGUUUGGCCAAAAAUGUGCUGGUCAACAAUACUUCCCAAUACUCUUUGGUCAUUGUGGUUUACCUGGUUGCUGUGUUAUUGUGUAGUCUCUCUUUCCAGCCUGUGUAUGUGAUUAGUCAUCAAGCUGGCUGUGGUCAGCACAGCAGUUAGUGGUCGCAGAAAACCAUGCUUUAAAAAAUGAUAAAAUCCUCGGCAUUUUGGUUGGUACAUUUACAUGUAACCCAUUACUGUAGAAAAUUUCUUCUAAAUUCUCAAUCUCUCAUGGUCUGACUCAAGAAGCCCCCAAGAUCUAGAUGCUAUCUCCCUUUAUGUUGAUUUCCUCCAUUCUUCCAUGUUGCCGGACUCAAGAAAGCAAGUCAGACACCUCACUGGAUAGGCAUGUCAGUCACUUCCACUGAAUCUAGUUUCACAUCUUCUCAACUUUCUGCACCUGUCACUACUUCCAACACACACCAGUUUGUGUAUGCGUACAUAUGUACAGUGCCGGGAAGGUUGCCAGUAGUGACCUGUUUGUAAAAAAGGAUUUUUAUUUGGCAUCGCUUAUAAUUGUCUUGUCUUGUGCAGGCUACAGUGGUCACUUCAGAGCGAGGCCUUCCAAACUCAAAGUUGUUUUCUUUUAAAGAUACAGCAUGAAAUGUGGUAUUGACAAAACGUUUAUUUGGAGGAUCCUUAGAUCUUCAGAACACAUAAAUUAGCCAUGAAUGACUUAUAUCGAAUUGGUCAGUCUUGAUCCUAAACAGAGUUUGGGGUACUGCUUUGAUUGUGCAAUUCCUUCUUACACAUGUAAACGUGACAGUCGGCACCUACAUGUAAGCCCUCCCUACUUCCAAGUCUUCAUAAUGUAAGGUUAUGAUGAUUGUCCAUAUCCCUGUCAAGAUGUAAAGCUAAGAUACUUUGUUGUGGUUAAGGUUAAGACUUGCAGUCCACGAUCCUGCCAAAAUUAAGUCCUCUGUACUCUUUAACUAUACAUGUACAUGUAGAUCUAACUAUUUAGCUAGGAUUCAAUCUGCCAUGAAUAAUGUGAAAUUGUCAACUAAUUCAUGUGCUGACUCAUUGCUUGGAUCCAGUGAAAGGAAAUCCUACUUAACUUUUGCCCCUUGUUUGGCCAAAUGACUCACUCUCCAAACAUAUCACCCCCAUAUUAUAGGGUUGGUUUGGGUGUACGUUUACAUCAUGUUGGAAAAUUGCCUCAACUUUCCUUUAAAACUCGAAUAAACUGCUUUUCUUUAGCUGUUGAAGAUUUCUCGCAACUGCAGAGAUUAAUGUUCAGAAAUCAAGUCUGUGUACGUUUAUCUGUACUAAUAAAGAGGCUGAUACCCAGGGAGUAACUUCAACUUUCUUACAGCAAGACUUGUGUCAUGAGUGAUGAGGAGAUAGUGUACGUCAUUGCCAAGUGGGAUUACACAGCUAAUCAACAGGAGGAACUUAACAUCAGGAAAAAUGAGCGUCUCACUCUCAUUGAUGACACCAAAUCUUGGUGGAAGGUCCGCAAAGCCUCGGGAGACUCGGGCUAUGUUCCCUCAAACUUUGUCAAAAAGGAAAAAAAGAGUUUUAUGAACAAACUGCGUGACAAGAUCGUACCAUCUCGGGACACGAAGCAACCAGGAAUGGGACCAUUGCCUCAUGCCACUGAACAUGGGCAACGUGAUCUUGCCGAAUCAGCAGAAUUUGACCAACUUUGUGUUCCCGCAAAAGUAUUAUACAACUAUGUCGCACGGCAACCAGAUGAAUUGUCACUUAGGAAAGGAGAGAAACUAACUGUCCUGGAAAAAUCGGGAGAUGGAUGGUGGAGAGGAGAGUGUAAUGGAGAAACAGGAUGGUUUCCUUCAAAUUAUGUCAACGAAGAAGGUGACAGCUUACCAGCCAGUCAAAAAUCCAGUGUGAGUUCCAAAGGAGAUGAAAACGUUUUGGGAGAGGAUUACAUACACACUGUCAUUGCACUCUAUAAAUUCCAGGGACGAAAUGAUGAAGAACUCAACUUUGAACAAGGGGAACGGUUGGAUAUACUACAGAGACCAGAAGAUGAUCCUGAAUGGUGGAAGGCAAGAAAUACUAAGGGAGAAAUUGGUCUUGUACCCAAAAACUAUGUGGAAGAGAUUACUGCAAAUGCCCAGCAUGUACCAGUCUCAAAUCCAGUCAUCUCAAAUGAUGUGGGCGUGGCACAGGCAGAAAAUGGGAACUCUUUGAAACACAAAAUCUGGUUCUGUGGGACUCUGAAAAGAGAUGAAAGUGAGAGAACUUUGAUGGAGCUCAAUUGUGAAGAUGGAACGUUCCUCAUACGGGAAAGUGAAACUACGCCUGGGGGCUACUCUGUGUCAGUUAAAGCUCCUGAUAAAAUCAAACAUUUCAAAGUCCAGAGGGUGGAUGAUCAAUACUGCAUUGGCUCCAAACGAUUUGAAAGCUUGGAUUAUUUGAUAGAGCACUACAAAAAGGCGCCAAUAUUCAGCUGUGGCAAGACAAACUUUAAGCUUUACCUCACCAAGCCGUAUCGGGAGGUUUGCAAUAACGGAGGAGCGCACUACCCACCAUAGCAGAAGAGGAGUCUAAGUGGACUUUGUGACAUCUUAGAUAUCUUGAGGUUUACUCAUGAAUACUCUGCUCAUAGCUCUAUCACUCAUUCCCACCCAUUCCUUCCAAGGUUGUCUUACAUAAUUCUUACAUGGGAUUAUUCGCUUGAAGUUUCUCCCCAUACAUGUACCACUUGCUUGAGUAGAAUUUCUUGUAUGGUAGAGUUGAAUUAGAUGUCAGCAAGAAGUUAGAAUGGUACUGAGGAACUCACUUGAGAAUAAAUGAGAGAAGAGCGUGCUAUUUGCACUAACUAGGUCAUGGAUCAUGUUAAACUUGAAACCUCGUGCUAGAAUACACCAUUUGCGCCUGCCAAGUCACAUGACCUAUAGUGGGUAUCAAACAUCAUCAAACCCCAAAGCAAAAUGCGGUUUACCAAAAGUGAAGCCAAUUUUGGAUAUAGUACCCAACACAUCUGCAGUCUGUGUAUUAUAGUGACUGUUGGCUUUGUUUUUGAUAAAUAAUACUUACGGCGCACUUUGCUUUGGGAGGACACUGUGUAUUGAUGUUUGACACCCACUGUAGGUCAUGUGACUCAGUGGGUGCAAUCGGUCUAGUAGACUGUAUAACCUGACUGAUACACGUACAUGUAUCAUAGCUGCCUGCCUAAUUUGCACUCUUUAAGGAAGUUUUCCACUAGCACAAGGAGGUACUGUUCAUGGGGGUCAUCUCUUACAAAGUGUUGCCAACAGGAACAAUGGGUGAGGAUGGUGCCCCCCCCCCACUGUCACUACACCUCACCCAUAGACAUGUAAUAAGACUACUUUUUCGCAAUUGAUACCAAAAUGUCCACCUUGGAGUUAAAUCAGCACCUUUAGGUUUCAUUCAUGAACCUUGGAAACAGAGGGACACAUGUACAUUGUACGUAGAUCAGUUUGUAGCUGGAAACCAAUGCAUUCACAUAUACUUUGGAGUGACUGUGCGAGUGCACCUGGUGAGAAUGUAUGAUUGCGUUAGCAGAUUACAUGUGUAGCCAGUGUGUGAAUUAUCACAAAGUAUUACAUGUGACCUGUUGAAUAUAGAAUUCAACCUGUAAGAAUGGUGUUUAUGCUGCACACAAAAGCAGAUCCUAAAGGUUUCCUAACGCAGGUGGUUUCACCAUGCCCUUCGAUGUUACAAGUUUGCUCUGCUCAGUUAUUUUUGUGUGUGGAGCGGAAUUAAGCUUUACUCCGUGACUACAUGUGUCAUUUACUCCUGCUGUACGUGUACAUGUAUAUGAUGAUACAGUGUUAUGCAUGACUUUUCAGUGUUAAGUGUGUGCUUUAUAUCAACUUCAUGGACAUUCUAAUUUUGAGGAUUUAACAUAACAGGAAUGUACAUUUGAAUAUUAAUACCACCUACCACAGUCCAUGUACAUGUAUACAGGUACACUGUACAUGUAUACAUCAAAGGGAAAUUUUUAGCAUUUGUGUAACAUCGUUUUUCCUUUGAAAGGAGAAUAAUAUAGGAAAAAUUGUUGGUCGACACUCGACACUACAGCUGCAGUGAUUACUAGAGCAAACAAGCUUUUGUAAAAAAUUUUAGUUGCAUUGUGCAUAUGGUGUACACGGUACAGUACAUGCUGUUAACCAUGUUUCAUGUAAAGUCAUUAACUUUACACAUAACAUGUAUUGUACAUGUACUUUCAGUAUAUUAAGAAAGUAAACCACAAUACUCUUGUUAUUUUUAGUGAAACAGAGCAUCCCUCACAUAUACAUGUAUGUCUAAAUGUACAUAUCAGAAUGAUUUUUUCCUACAAAGUUGUGUUCCUACACCGCAUUACCCUAACAUCUUUGGAUUGAUAAUGAUUUUGUAAUAACGUUUUCAAUUUUUUCAUUUUCAUCAGUUUUCAUUCCAGCUAAUGGAAAUACCAGUAAUGUGAUAUUGAAAUUAUUUAGACUGAACACAAUUAAAGAAAUGAACUGACUGCUAAUAAUCUGAAGGUUUUCUCAACUACAUGUGCUAAUACAUGUACAUGUAUCUGUGUGAAAAUUGAGAACAACUCCAGUUUUUCAGACAAGGUUUUUUUUUGCACUUAAAUACUUUUAUUUGGUCUGGGGAAUAUUGACAAAACUUCCGCAUGACUCUUCUGACUUUUUAAAAAAUAAUUUUAUAUUCAUUUACGUAUUUUUUUGUAGCAUUUUGUACUUAUUCACUGCCUAAAAUGUUCCACCCUACAUUCUCCAUGGAUCCUUUUUCCUGUCUUUCCUCUCUGUAAGUACUUUACAGUUAGAGAAUUGUUACUUUCUUCGAUAGUUCUAAACUUUCAAACAUAGUCUAGAGCUGUACCAUAACCAACAAUUAAAAAUGGUUCUUAAAAGUGCCUCUAGAAUUAGUUGGGCCCUGGUUACAGUACUGGACAAUGAAGUUCAUGUACGUGUAUAUUUUCAACAUGGAGGGGUUACUUUAUUUCACUUGUUCCUGGAAACAGUCACCGUCUGUUACUUGUGCACUUUCACUAUCUCUAUGGACAAAGUGCGAGUGAUACAAGACUCUGUAUUCUUCUUGUAUUUUAUCAGCUAUUUGUGUACUUUGUACUGCAGUGCGCAUGUACAUGUAGAGUAAAAUACUAAUUACCCAGAUUCAGUCCUGAUAGUUUUCAAAACAGUGAAUAGAUAUCAUUCUCAUGAGCAGUAAAGGUUUUACAGAUAUACAGAGAAGUUUUGUUACAGUGGAUACAAGAUAUAUGUACGUGUACAGUGAUGUGGUGUAGACUGUUAACUGUGACCUGGAAGUCCCUGGUCAGGUCAUGUUUUCACAAAGAAAAUGUACAAUGUAAACGUACAUGCAUUAAACCUAAAUAACAUAUUGAAAGUGACUCCCUGCAUAUUUUAGUAAUCAUGCUUUAUACACGUACAUAUACUGUACAUGUAAUUAUGCGUAUGAAAAGUGUAAAAGACAACUGUAUUUUUUCCAGGUAUCAAUGGAUGAGGGAGACUCAGUCUGUACCUUAACCCCCAUAAAAAAAGGAGUAAAUAGGCCAGUUUAAACUUCCUGCCCUUUUUUUUAUUAAUAAAGAAUUAAGACCAAGAUAGAUUAAUUAUAUUUAGAGUACACUUCAGUUAUUUAUACAGUCAGACAAUUUAUAAUGAUUGUUAAAACAGAAGUGUUCCUAAAACAUGCUUGUGAUCAGCUGACAUUCAAUCUGAUUUUUGUCAACUUGUCAACGAAGACAGCUUGAAGCAUGUUUUCUUCUGUCCAGUUUCAUGUCCUAUACUUGUGUACCCAUUUUCUUGUCUAAAUUUGUGCAUGAUUUGGUGUUGAUACAGAUGUACCAUGUCACCAAUAUCUCCCUGUUGUGCACCAAGGUAUCAUGUAAUUCUAAUUGAAAGUACAUGUACAUUGUACAUGGAAAUGAUAAACCACUUGUAUAGCGAGUUUACAUGUACAUAAUGGCAUAAGGAUUUCUUGAUGCAGAAAUAAUUGUGUGAUUUAUACAUUGAACUUCUGUUUCUUGGAAACAAGUAUGAUUUUUUUCCUUUCAUUUUAAACACUUAUUUGGUGUUCUAAACGUAGUAUUUUAUUUGAAAAGGUCUUGUGAAUGGAAAUUGUUAUUAUAUCCAAGUAGAUGCGAUGCAUGAGAAGCCAGGUUUGUUUAUUGUAUUUGAUACAUGUAUCUCUCAUUGAUGAUUAUCAUCAAAGCACAACGUUUAAUGCACUUGCCAAAGCAAAUUCAGGCUAAUUAGUUUGCACAGGUGCAUGGUGUGACUAGCUCUGAAUUUGAAGUUUUUGCUCUAGCUCCUUAUCUAGUUUGAUGAAUGGCUUCACAGAAAGUCCCUUUUGAUUUCAAAGGCUUCACCUGGGUUUUUUCUUACGGAUUUCUGCUUCCUGUGUACACGCACAUUAAUUGAACAUUUCUUUGUUGACGUCUUUGCAUAUAUUGUGUGCUUCUGGGUUGUGAGCUACAGUGCUGUGGGUAUUAUAUGAAUAUUUGCGUUCAGCAUCAUGCAUAUCAAAUUGGCCACAAAUAUGUUAAAUUUGUAAAAUUGAAACAUGUUAUAAAAUAUCAACAUGUAUAUCAAAGUGAGCUGGUUGGUGUAGUCUUUGGUUACUUCCCAUGAUCCCCUGAGAAUCUUAGAAUUUAUCUUUGAAUCUGCCAUGUCUACUGAUAAGACUCUAUUCAAGUCAUUUCUUAAUGGGUAUUGCUCUACCUAAACCGAACGUAGCCUCCAUGACCUAAACUGUACACCACCCUUAUCAUGUGGAGUAGCUGUGUGGGUACCACAGCGUUUGCAUGACAUGGGUUUAUCAUGCCCAAAUAGGAUAGAUUUCGUAAUAAUACAUGUAGCUGCAUAUGUGUGACGUAAAGCAAACCAAAUAUAACAUGGUUCUCCUAUCAGUUUGUCAGCAUAUAAAGUUCAACUGAGUGAUGGAUUUUGGUCAUUUUUCUGAUUACCUAGGCAAUCUGUUUUCAGAAUCAUCCAAGUCGACCAUUAUUAUUUUCAACAUCAAAUACCAAAAUUUAAGUCCAUCCAUCUGUUCUCAAACCAUGUUAUAUUAAUUUUGUAUGACAUUGUACAUCACGUAAUGUAAUUAAACUGUAAUCUUCUUACUCAAAAUUUGAUAUUGAUGUGAAAAUACUGGAUAUAUAGACUACACUAGCAAGCAUUAAAGUAACAUGUUCCGUAUGCCCUGCGUUGUUUGUAUGGAAUAAAUUACACUUAAAAUGA